UAAUUUAGAGUCUUGGUAAUAAACAUUUUGCUAGGUAAAAGCAAUAUGAGGAUUGUAGUUUAUCUGCUGUUUUUGGCUGGAUGUUGCGCAGAAAAGAGGCUGUCAGAAAGCAAUGGGCCAUUCCACCUAAUGCUGUCUACUUUGAGGAAGUGUUUCUACGGUCAGAACCUGGACAUACAACCAGAAGCCAUCCGUAUAAACUUCAAUGACUACGCCAACGGUUACACAGCGUCCUACCCCAUCAACGACGCAGCAGACGGCAUCCUGAAAUAUAAAGAUUUGGAUAAAACCAACAAAUUCGUCAUCUUCGUGCCAGGAUUCACUUCGAGAAUAACCAUGAAAACUCGGCAAAUGAUAAAGGAAAGUUUCAAAGAUCCCGGCACUUAUAUGAUAGUCCUAAACGAUCGUGUAUACACAAAUGCCUUACCAAAUCUACUGACAGCCUACCAGAGGUCAGUUCUCUACACCUACCAUAUCGGCAAAGCGCUGGCCGAAAUGCUGAUAACAUUAAUGGAGAAUGGAGUAUCACCUAAGAAUAUGCACCUGAUUGGGCACAGUUUAGGCGCCCAUAUUUCUGGCAACACCGGUAACAUAUUCUACGAGAAGACCGGCCAGAAAAUUGCCAGGAUCACUGGCUUGGAUCCCGCUGGUCCCUGCUUCUACGACUCAAAAUACCACCUCAAAUCCGGUUCAGCGGACUUCGUGGAUGCCUACCACUGCAACGCCUACCAGUUGGGCACGGAUAAGAACAUAGCUGACGUCAAUUUCUACGUCAACGAUGGCGUCAGUCAGCCCAAAUGUGGUGCUCCUCCUAUUCCCGAUAUCACACUGUCCUCCAUGGCGUCGUUGUGCAGUCACAUGGCCUGUCAGAACUUCUUCUUCCUGACAGUGAGUCAGCCGAAUUUGUUCCCAGCGUACAAGUGCGACUCAUACAAGAAUUUCCAAAAUGGCGGAUGCAGGAGUGACAAAACAGUAGCGGGAUACUCGACUCCUGACGACGUUCGUGGAGUCUACUAUACGUCUACUGGCGGACAAGCUAUCAAUUGACUUUGAUGUUUAUGAAUCAUUAUAGAAAUUGUUUCAUGGGCAGACCGCGGACCUCUAUAAUCUGAUUCGGUUAUAUCAAGCCCAGCUGACAGUUAUCGGCUAGCGUUGACUGGACAUAAUCCGACCUGAUAACGAAGGUCUGCCGUCUGCCUAUAGAUCAAUUUCCCUGAUGGUACUUUGAAAAAUCAAACGUUCUUAUGAAUAACCCAAUAAAACUUUUAUCGUGCAUUA
Messenger RNA from Aricia agestis (brown argus), 1278 nucleotides. Its product is annotated as phospholipase A1-like. Gene Ontology annotation, molecular function: lipase activity. Bases 46 to 1047 code for a protein of 333 amino acids. The transcript is spliced from 2 exons. The record is from RefSeq and is a predicted model, not a curated record. Lineage: Eukaryota; Metazoa; Arthropoda; Insecta; Lepidoptera; Lycaenidae.